Molecule: messenger RNA, 1856 nt
Organism: Salvelinus sp. IW2-2015
Lineage: Eukaryota; Metazoa; Chordata; Actinopteri; Salmoniformes; Salmonidae
Gene: amacr
Product: alpha-methylacyl-CoA racemase
Biological process (GO): bile acid metabolic process
Cellular component (GO): mitochondrion
Molecular function (GO): alpha-methylacyl-CoA racemase activity
Source: RefSeq, a predicted model, not a curated record
UAGAGUUAUGCCCAAACACUAUAAUUGAAUACUUUAGACAUUGGCACAUGUACUGCGUAUUCGCUAUUUAUCUACAUAGCAUGCCAAAAGAGAACGUAGCCUAGAUAGUGAUGGAAACAACCCUGCCAAAUGAACUAUGACCCAUAUUCAUUGGUUCCAUUCAUGGCGCUUGCUGGUGUGCGUGUCAUCGAGCUUGCGGGCCUGGCCCCAGCGCCCUUUUGCGGCAUGAUUCUGGCUGACUUUGGCGCCAAGGUGAUCCGAGUGGACCGGACCAAGGUUGCAAUGGCAAUGGACACGCAGGCUCGAGGCAAGCGCUCGGUGGCGAUCAACCUGAAGAGCCCAGAGGGAGUAGCUGUGCUGAAAAGACUCUGCAUUCAAUCAGAUGUCGUCCUUGAGCCCUUCCGCAAAGGAGUUAUGGAGAAGCUGGGUCUGGGUCCAGAGGAGCUACUGAAGGAGAACCCUCGUCUGAUCUACGCACGCCUCACUGGCUACGGCCAGAGUGGAGCCUAUGCCAAGGCUGCUGGUCACGACAUCAACUACCUCGCCAUGUCAGGCUUGUUGUCCAUGCUGGGCCGGAGCCAUGAGAAGCCCUACGCUCCUCUGAACCUGUUGGCAGACUUUGCAGGCGGGGGUCUGACCUGUGCCCUCGGGGUGGUCCUGGCCCUGCUGGAGAGGACCAGGUCGGGAAUAGGGCAGGUCGUUGACACCAGCAUGGUAGAAGGAGCUGCCUAUGUUGGCUCGUUUGUGUGGAAAUCUCGUAGUAUUGGCAUGUGGAACAACUCGCGUGGGGAGAACAUGCUGGACAGUGGAGCUCCAUUCUAUGACACAUACCAGACCUCUGAUGGGAGAUACAUGGCUGUCGGGGCUAUUGAGACACAGUUCUAUAACCAACUCAUCCAUGGCCUGGGAUUAGAUGCUGCCAACCUUCCUCCCCAGAUGAGCUUCUCUGAUUGGCCAGUGGUGAGGCAGAUCUUCACUAAGCAGUUUGCGACUAAGACACAGGAGGAGUGGGGUCGCGUGUUCGACGGAAAGGACGCCUGUGUGACUCCCGUUCUCUCUCUGGACGAAGUGAUCUCCCACCCCCAUAACCAGGAGAGGGCCUCCUUCCACAGGGACGCCCAUGGGGAGGUGACUCCGAGCCCCGCACCUGUCCUGUCCCGUACCCCUGCUGACCCCUGCCUGGCCCAGGACCCCCUUAUAGGGGAACACACACGCCUCGUUCUAGAGGAGUUUGGCUUCAAACUAGCAGAGGUAGACCAGUUGCUCUCAGCUGGUAUUAUUGAGUGUAACGUAGCCAAAGCACGGUUGUAGCCAGGCCUUUCUUCUUCUCCUGCCUCUCUCCUCUUCCCUCCAUCCCUUUGUCCUUCUUUAAGAAAAACACCCCGGCUCUCCAAUGUACACUUUAGUGUUUAAAAAUUGGACAACCGUCUUUGAUACAUGGUGUGCCAUGCAUUGCUGGUGGAUGAGCUAUUCAAGUACUUGGAGCCCUUGGAUAAAUCACACUGCAAAUGCAAUUAAUUCAUAUAAUUGUUAUUAUUAUAUGUAACUUACAGGUGUUUGUAGUAAUGUCUUCCCUCUAAUAUGCAAUAAUUGCUUCAAUAGAACAUCUUCCACCUACUGCAAGCCCUGUUGCCUUUGUAAGUGUUUGGACUGUAAGCACUUAAUUGUAAUUGAUGUAAUUAUGUUAAUAGCUAGGUAGCAAUGACAAUGUGUCAGUCAUUUAUAGAGUAAGGUAGAGCAGGAGGAGGCGGAGAGAAUGAUGACCCUUGACUGUAAGUACUCUUUCAUAUCAGUUACCUGUAUCCAAGGUUCGUGAUGAUUUUACAUGAUCAAAUAAAAUGUUGGUGGUCACAGCA